AUGAUCCUGGCGGUUAGAGAAUACGAUGGAUUGGUAGAGAAUCUGAAAAGAGUGGAGAUUGAGACUGGAUUUAAUAAGGAAAUAUUGUUCUUGUGGUUAGCAGGGAAUUGCCGGGAGUUGCUGAGUGUGAUAAUCUUCGAAUGGGCGGGUUUAAAGGAUGUCGUGGCCUCGGGUGGUGUGUGCGGACGAAUUCUUGAAUGGAUCGAUGACCGUAAAACGACUGGGGAAUCGAGAAUUUUGACAUGGCGAGUAUGGAGGUGGAGGGAAUGUGAGGAGUACAAACGAAAUCGGGUAGGGAAGAAGAAGAGAAAAAGGAAGAAAAGAACAAGAGAAAGAAAAAUAGUAAUGCAAUUGAUGGAUAUGUUGAAAGUGGAAGCGAUAAUGAUGAACGACGCGUUCUCUCCAUUUAAUGAGUUACUGCGCCCAGAAAUUGAACGUAAUGCUACAGUGCUGAUUGUAGGGCCACCGAGCGUUGAGACGGCGAACUUUGGUGAACGAAUGAUAAACAUAUUAGCGAACGAAAUGACAAUUCGCAUUCGCCCAGCAGAGUCUCUUCCUCUUCCAUCCGCAUCAACUCCUCGUCCUAGGAUAGAUUUUACAUAG
Paraglomus brasilianum is the source of this 603-nucleotide messenger RNA. The record is from the annotation of a GenBank genome assembly. NCBI's taxonomy places the organism in Eukaryota, Fungi, Glomeromycota, Glomeromycetes, Paraglomerales, Paraglomeraceae.